Amphimedon queenslandica is the source of this 2066-nucleotide messenger RNA. RefSeq names its product lysine-specific demethylase 7B-like. The transcript has 16 exons. NCBI's taxonomy places the organism in Eukaryota, Metazoa, Porifera, Demospongiae, Haplosclerida, Niphatidae. Bases 34 to 1908 code for a protein of 624 amino acids. The record is from RefSeq and is a predicted model, not a curated record.
CUGUGGGCGUGGCUUAUUUUUGAUUGAACAAAAAUGGCGGAAAAGGCCGAGGAAGAUGAGGAAUUGUAUUGCAUUUGUCGCCAGCCGUACCACCCAGAGGACUUUAUGAUAGAGUGCGACAAGUGCUCAGACUGGUUUCAUGGCUGCUGUGUUGGUGUGGAGGAGUAUCAGUCUAAUGACAUUGAAACCUACCAUUGUCCUAAUUGUCAGCUAAUUCACGGACCACUGAUAUUGAAGAGGAGACGAAAUUGGCACCGUCAUGAUUAUUCUGAACUGAAUGAUGGUCAUAAUGCUAUACAAUCUGGUACUGUUGUUUUUGUCAAUAAACUUAAAAAGAUGAAGUUUCCAAACUCUGAUGAGGUAGUUCUUCGUCCCAAAGGAUCUGAUUUGACGCUUGACUGGUUCUCAGUGAAUGGUUUUAAGAAACCAAUGAUCAUUGAGGAACCAGCUGGAUUAGAUCUCAAAGUCCCACCAUCAGAUUUCACCAUAAUGGACGUUGAGAGAUAUGUUGGAUCUUUAAGAGAGCUUGAUGCUAUUGAUGUAUCAAGACAGGACGAUAUUAAGAUGAAGAUGAGAGAAUGGGUCGAAUACCAUUCAACGUUGCCACGUACUAAAGUCAUUAACGUGAUCAGUCUAGAGUUUUCUGACACACCAUUGACUGAACUUGUUGAACCUCCUGCUGUUGUACGGGAAAUGGACUGGAUUAACAUUCACUGGCCCAACAAAGUCCCUGAGGAUGGGCCACAAAGACCUCAAGUCCAGAAGUAUUGUUUGAUGGGUACUCAGGAUAGCUAUACUGACUUUCAUGUUGACUUUGGAGGGACUUCAGUCUGGUACCACAUUAUUUGGGGUGAGAAGGUCUUCUAUUUGAUUCCUCCAACUGAAGAGAACCUCCUACUUUACGAGCAGUGGGUUCUCUCUUCAAAUCAAAGUGAGAUAUUCUUUGGAUCGCAAGUCAAGAGAUGCUACUGUGUUCACGUCCAUCCUGGAAACACUCUCUUCAUACCAUCAGGAUGGAUACAUGCUGUUCUUACUCCUAAAGACUCUCUUGUGUUUGGUGGGAAUUUCCUUCACGUGUUUGGCAUUGAACUGCAGACAAGAGUCUAUGAUAUGGAGAUUAGACUGGGCACUCCUGAAAAGUUCUUGCAUCCAAGCUAUGAGAGCUUGUGUUGGUAUGCAGCCAAAAACUAUCAUCAGGAGUUACUGGAGCACAUACAGGGUAGCAGCUGUCCUCCAUCUUAUCUAUUGACUGGUUUAAGUUCAUUAGCUCAUACUCUUCAUGAAUGGACCAACAAGAAAGAAUCUGCACAGUAUCACAAUUGGUCCAUUCCACAAGGUAUUAGACCAGGUACUUUGAUCAAUCAGCUGAAGAAAGCUAUUAAACUUUUAAAGACUAACCAUAAGCAUUACUCAAGUCAAGAGACACAGUUUGAGGAAGAAGAGGAGCAACAUGGAGAGACAGUUGAGCCUAUUAAGCUUCGUUUGAGUCAUGGGCAGAUUUCAAGUUAUGUUGACAAGAAGCAAGAGAAGGAGCCUAUCACUUUAAAGCUGACACUACCACAGACCAAGAGGAAGAGAAGAAAGGCGAGUGAGAGCAGCUCUGAAGAAUUCAUAGAAAAGGAAGACAAAGAAUAUGAAGAUGGAGAGUUUGUCUAUACAGAAUUAGUUGGUAAAGGCGAUGCUGGUGCUAUUAUUAAUGACAGAGAAGACAGGCUCUGGAAGCCAAGCAGUAAACUUGUACAGAAAGGCUCUCACACUAAGAAGAUAAAGAGAGAAGAGGAUUAUGAGCCAAUUAAGAAACAAGCAAAAGAGACACCUUCGGUUUCCAAAGUGAAGACAAAAACCGUCAAACAAAGACUUGGAAAGAUACUGGGUCUUGACAGAACUGGUCACUUUUUAAAGAAAUAGCCAACAGUCACCAUUACUUACUACAGAGACACACUCUUCAGUUGAAGCAUGCACAUAUACUCCAGUAUUAUAUUUUGUAUAUCUCAUCUUGGUAAUGCUAACAAUGUUAAUGCACUCACCCACAGUUUUAUUUUAUUAUAAUAAUGAUUUUAAAUUAG